CUAGUCUGUCUUACUCGGCCAGUUAAUUGUGCUAUAGAUCAGUAAAUUCCGCCUAGUCAUGACGAGCGUAUAAAAGACGAAAAUUCAAAGCGUAUUGUCAGUAUUUUACUUGUAAAUUAGGAGGAAAAACGCUGUUAAUAAUGAUCCUUGCAGUGAAAUUAGAUAAGACAAAAAUAACGAAGAAUAAACAAUUAACGUUGUCUUCGAAUAGAUCAAUUAUUAUAAUAACAAUUGGAUUUGCAUUAUUGAAUGCGAGCAGAGCUUCUCCACUGGCUUCAAAAAUACAAGUUUGUAAAACAGAAGGAUGUAUGGAAGCAGCCCAGCAAAUAUUGAAAAAUAUGGAUAAGACUAUUAAUCCCUGUGACGAUUUUUAUAAAUUUGCUUGCGGGACAUUCAUAAAGGAAGCAGUUAUUCCAGAAGAUCAGACAAGUAUUUCUCGAUUUACCAAAAUAAUUAAUAAAAUUCAAGAUGAACUAAAGCAAAGUUUAGAGCAGAAAUUAGAAAAGGAUGAUCCUAAAACUUUUAAAUUGCUACAAUCUUACUAUAAUAUUUGUCUGGAUACUGAAAAAUUAGAAACAUCAAGUAUUCAAGAACUGAAAAAAAUUUUAAUUAACCUUGGAAAUUGGCCAGUAGUGGCUGGGAAGUCUUGGAAUGAUCAGUCGAAUUUCGAUUGGAAGAAACUAAUCUACAAGUUGCGAAAAAUAGGCUUCACAAACUCUAUCAAAUCGAUUGUAAAAUUCGAUAUUGAUAUCGACGAGAAACGUACUAAUAAAAAUAUUUUAUUUUUGGAUCAAGCUGCGACAGGAAUCAAUCAAAAUUACCUGUCGAAGGGCUUAAAAGAAAAAGUAGUUCAAUCUUACUACAAAUACAUGAUUGAGCUUGCAAAAAUAUUUGGGGCAGAUGAAAAACAAGCAGAAAAAGAAUUGGCCGAAUCUUUAAACUUUGAAAUUAAACUUGCAAAGAUUUCUUUGUCAGCAGAAGAUCGUAGAAAUAUGUCGGUAAUGUAUAAUCUUAGAACGCUAAAGCAACUUCAAUCUGACUACUCAUAUAUUCCAUGGAGCGAAUACUUAAAUGAAUUAGCAUCGCCACAAUUUCAUAUCGAACUCACAGACGAAGUAAUCGUUAAAGACCUCGGUUUUCUGGAAUCUCUAUCGCAACUAAUUUCGAAUACUCCCAAACGUGUUUUGGCCAAUUAUCUAUUCUGGAGAGUUGUCGAAGAAUCGGCAGAUUACAUGAACGACCAUGUUCGAAAAGUCAAAGCUAAAUUUGAAGUUUCCCUUACAGGCAAAAAUAAACAACAGUCACGGGAUGUAGAAUGUAUUACUUACGUAUUAAAUAACAUACCUGUGGCAAGUGGAGCAAUGUACGUGAGGAAACAUUUUGAUGAAAAAUCCAUAACUGGUGUUAAAAGGAUAGUAAAUGACGUACGCGACAGUUUUGCAAUUAUGCUGAAAAAGGUGGACUGGAUGGAUGAAGAAACAAAAACAGCUGCUGAAAAAAAACUCAACUCUGUCCAAACUUACGUCGGUUUCCCAGACGAAUUUUUAGACAACGAAAAGCUCGACAAACAUUUCGAAAGUCUGAAUACUGAUGCGGAUAGUUACUUGAAAAGCCAUUUGAAUUUAAAUUUGUUUAACUUGGCUUAUAAAUUGGAACAGCUUAAAAACCCUGUUAACAAAUCGAACUGGAUUUUUCACAGCCAUUCAGCAACAAUUAAUGCAUUCUAUGGACCUGUAGAAAAUAGCGUUGAAAUCUCAGCGGGAAUUUUACAAGGAGAAUUCUUUACGAGCACUAAACCCGCAUACAUGAAUUAUGGGUCCAUUGGUUGGAUCAUAGGCCACGAAUUCACGCAUGGAUUUGACGAUCAAGGUAGCCAGUACGAUAAAGAUGGUAAUUUGGCCAAUUGGUGGAAUGUCGAAACGCAAAAAGAAUAUUCGAAGCGGGCUCAGUGCAUCAUUGAUCAAUACAGCAAUUACACGAUCGAAGAAGUGGGUUUGAUUACAAACGGUAAAAUUACGCAAGGUGAAAACAUUGCUGACAACGGUGGCAUUAAGGAAGCGUACCUCGCUUACACAAAUUUCGAAAGGCAGAAUGGAGAAGAACCUCGUUUACCAGGACUUCCAUACUCGCCCCGACAAAUGUUCUGGCUAAGCGCUGCUAAUAUGUGGUGCUAUAAAUUACGCCCAGAGCUUGUGAAAAAUCUUCUCUUUACUAGUGUACACAGUCCUGGCCAAUUUCGCAUAACGGGAUCUUUCUCCAAUAUACCUGAAUUCUCUGAAGACUUUCAUUGUCCUGUGGGAUCCGCCAUGAAUCCUGUCAACAAAUGUAUAAUGUGGUAAAAUUAGUCAUCCUCCACAUAUACAUAUUUUCAUUUGUCAUUAGAGUUUGAAUCUAAAUUAGCUAUAAUUUGUAAGUUAUAACAAAACUGUUUUUUAGUUUUAUAUUGAAUUGAUAAGAUAAAAUAUAUGUAGGU
Messenger RNA from Phymastichus coffea, 2473 nucleotides. RefSeq names its product neprilysin-2-like. Gene Ontology annotation, cellular component: plasma membrane. Bases 141 to 2339 code for a protein of 732 amino acids. Gene Ontology annotation, biological process: protein processing. The record is from RefSeq and is a predicted model, not a curated record. Gene Ontology annotation, molecular function: metalloendopeptidase activity. The transcript has 11 exons. NCBI's taxonomy places the organism in Eukaryota, Metazoa, Arthropoda, Insecta, Hymenoptera, Eulophidae.